AUGUUGUCCACCCUCCGAAUUGCCCGCACCGCUGGCUCGCGCCAGGCCAACUUGCGUACCAGCAUCGUUGGUGCCAGAUUCGCGUCCGCUUGGUCCAACGUUCCUCAGGGUCCUCCGGACGCUAUCCUGGGUAUCACCGAAGCCUUCAAGGCCGACUCAUUCAAGGAGAAGAUUAACCUGGGUGUUGGUGCUUACCGUGACGACCAAGGCAAGCCCUACGUUCUGCCCUCCGUUCGCGCUGCUGAGGACAAGGUUGUUGCCUCUCGUUUCGACAAGGAGUACGCCGGCAUCACUGGUAUUCCUUCUUUCACUAAGGCUGCUGCGGAACUCGCCUACGGUGCCGAUUCUGCCGUCCUCAAGGACGACCGUCUCGUUAUCACCCAGUCCAUCUCGGGUACCGGUGCCCUGAGAAUCGGUGGUGCUUUCCUGCAGCGCUUCUACCCUCACGCAAAGAAAAUCUACCUCCCCACCCCCAGCUGGGCCAACCACAACGCUGUCUUCAAGGACUCUGGUCUCGAGGUGGAGAAGUACCGCUACUACAACAAGGACACCAUCGGUCUCGACUUCGAGGGUCUGCUUGCCGACAUCAAGGCUGCUCCUGAGAAUAGCAUCAUCCUGCUCCACGCCUGCGCUCACAACCCUACCGGUGUUGACCCGACUCAGGACCAAUGGCGCAAGAUUAGCGACGUCAUGAAGCAGAAGGGCCACUUUGCCUUCUUCGACAUGGCCUACCAGGGUUUUGCCAGCGGUAACGCUGACCAGGAUGCUUUCGCUCCUCGUCACUUUGUGAAGGAGGGCCACAACAUUGCUCUGUGCCAGAGUUUCGCUAAGAAUAUGGGCCUCUACGGUGAGCGUGUUGGUGCUUUCUCCCUCGUCUGUGAGUCCGCCGAGGAGAAGAAGCGCGUGGACUCCCAGAUUAAGAUUCUCAUCCGUCCCUUCUACUCGAACCCCCCUGUUCACGGUGCUCGCGUUGCCUCGACCAUCAUGAACGACCCCGCCUUGAAUCAGCAGUGGCUGGGGGAAGUCAAGGGCAUGGCUGACCGUAUUAUUGAGAUGCGUGCUCUUCUCAAGAAGAACCUGGAGGACCUUGGCAGCAAGCACGACUGGUCGCACAUCACUAGCCAGAUCGGUAUGUUCGCGUACACCGGUCUCAAGCCCGAGCAGAUGGAUGCUCUCGCCAAGGAGCACUCCGUCUACGCCACCAAGGACGGCCGUAUCUCCGUUGCUGGUAUCACUUCCGGCAACGUCCGUCGCCUGGCCGAGUCCAUCUUCAAGGUGACUGGCUAA
Molecule: messenger RNA, 1287 nt
Organism: Aspergillus chevalieri
Lineage: Eukaryota; Fungi; Ascomycota; Eurotiomycetes; Eurotiales; Aspergillaceae
Gene: GOT2
Product: putative aspartate aminotransferase
Exons: 5
Coding region: 1-1287 (428 amino acids)
Biological process (GO): biosynthetic process; L-aspartate catabolic process
Cellular component (GO): mitochondrion
Molecular function (GO): L-aspartate:2-oxoglutarate transaminase activity; pyridoxal phosphate binding
Source: RefSeq, a predicted model, not a curated record